Messenger RNA from Nerophis lumbriciformis (worm pipefish), 13761 nucleotides. NCBI's taxonomy places the organism in Eukaryota, Metazoa, Chordata, Actinopteri, Syngnathiformes, Syngnathidae. The record is from RefSeq and is a predicted model, not a curated record.
AUGUCUCAGGUGUUUGGGAAACAGCUCUGGAAACACGGAGUCUCCAAGGUUAUCCAGCAAAAGUUAAAGGAGGAGCGUGAAGCCAAGCGUGCCCAGCUUGAUGGAAGACAUGACUAUGUUCUCAGUAUUGUGGCCUCAUGCCUGGGAUUGGAGAAGGCUGAUGUCGAGGAUGCUAUACUGGAGGGAGACCAGCCACCUAGUCAAAAUAAUAAGAAAAAAGUGUUUGUGACUGAUGGGAGGGAUGUGGCGCUGACUGGAGUGUGUGUAUUUUUCACCAGAGCUACUGCUUCCAAGGCGAUCACCUCUGAGAAUAUACACAGAGAAGUCAAUUUCAAUAUGUUGGACACCUCUGAAGGAGGGUUGCUAAAAAGUGUGGAGCAGCUGCUCUCUGAAGUCUUCAUACCAACACUGACAAAGAUGAAUCAUGGCUGGGGAGAGCUGGCCAGCCCUCAGGCCCAAACAGUUAAAAAGGACUUCAUAUCAUCACUGGAAAACUUUGUGUCCGUAUUGGCAGGGGCACAGGAGAGUCUACAAGAAAAGGUUACUUUGAAACCGUGUGACACAUUUGAUGUGAGGGUCCUGAAAGGACCAUCGGACUACAUGGCUGCAGCCAACAACACAGAUACCAUAGAAAAGGCAGAAGCUUGCAUGAAAGUCUGGAUUAAACAGAUUGAACGGGUAUUAGCUGAGAGUGACCAGUUGAGGAAAGAAGCCGAAGACCUUGGCCCAAGAGCUGAGCUGGACCAUUGGAAGAAACGAAUGUCUCGCUUUAACUACCUUCUAGAUCAACUUAAAAGUCCGGAUGUUAAGGCCAUAUUGGGUGUGCUCUUAAUGGCAAAGUCUAAAAUCAUUAAGUUGUGGCGGGAACUGGACACCAGAAUCACAGAGUCAGCCAACGAAGCCAAAGAUAAUGUCAAGUAUCUCUACAGUUUGGAGAAGUUUUGUGAUCCUCUUUACAACUGUGAUCCUGUAUCAAUGGUUGAUGCCAUACCGGGUCUUAUAAAUGCUAUAAGAAUGAUUCACAAAAUCUCUCGCUACUAUAACACAUCAGAAAAGAUUACAUCACUCUUUGUCAAGGUAACAAACCAAAUGAUAACAGCCUGCAAAGGGUACAUCACUAACAAUGGCGAACAUUCAAUUUGGGAUCAGUCCCAAAAAAUGGUAGAGGAGAAAAUCAGAGCAGCCAUCCAAUUAAACAAGGAGUAUCAGGAUUGUUUUCAUAAGACCAAGGCAAAGCUAGAACAAACUCCAAUAGAAAGACAAUUUGACUUCAGUGAGAUGUAUAUUUUUGGAAAAUUUGACACAUUCCAGCGACGACUCAACAAGAUCCUGGAAAUGUUGGGCACCAUUUCUACCUACUCGGCCCUUCAGGAUGCAAAAAUAGAGGGGCUUGAGACAGUGGCCACCAGGUUUCAAGCAAUAAUGCUGAACAUGAAGACAAAACAUUACAGUUUCCUUGACCAGAGAAGAACUGACUUUGAUGUGGACUAUGAGGAAUUCUGCAAAAGCACCAAUGAACUUCAUGAGCAGCUAAUAAAUUUUAUGGAUUGUACUUUCUCCAACAUUCAAACUACUGAACAAGCUCUUGAUGUGCUUAAAAGGUUUGAAAGACUGGGUAUCCCCAACCUUGGCAUUGAUGAGAAGUACCAGCAUGUUCUCAAGAGCUAUGGCUGGGACAUUGAAAUGGUGUUUAAUCUCUACAUGAAACAAAAACUAGACCCCCCAAUUGGCCGAGAUCUGCCUCCGGUGUCUGGCCGGAUCAUGUGGGCUCGGCAGCUGUACGGCAGAAUUCAGGGUCCCAUGGAUAUGUUUCAAAAGCAAACUGGAGUCCUUUCCAUACCAGAGGCUAAGAAGAUCAUCAGGAAUUACAACAGGGUAGCAACAGUUCUGCUUGAGUAUGAGAUACUUUACCACCAAAGCUGGAUGAAAAAGGUUGAGGACGCCAGGCCAGGACUAAAGGCCUCUUUGCUGAUCCGAUCAACAGAGACUGGAGAGCUAUUCGUGAAUUUUGACCCAGAGAUUAUGACACAGAUCAGAGAGGCAAACUGCAUGAGCAGGAACAAUUUGGAGGUCCCACCCUUUGCUGCUCUGCUGCAGCGUAAACAGGACACCUUCAAAAAGAACAUAAACAACUUACAGUUCAUGUUGAGUGAGAAUGCCAGAGUGCGUGGAAAGAUUCAGAGUGCCUUUGAACAACUGGCCAUGCCACAUGUAGCUAAGGUUGAUGAGGCAAUACAGCCAGGGUUAACCUCCCUAAAUUGGACAUCAAUGAACAUAGACACGUACCUCAGUAACAUUGAAAAAUCAUUGGAGAAUCUGGAGCUGUUGAUGGACAGAGUCAAUGACCUGGCAGAGUUCAGGAUAGAUGCAGUGCUGCAAGAUAUGAGCACAAGCACACUGUGCAUUCUCCCAGAAGAUGAACCAGUUACCUGUGAGGACUUUGCCAGGACCACCAGGGACUUGUGUAUAAAGCAAGCUCAGAGCCUGCACACAAAGAGUCUGCAGGUGGAGGAAGCCGCUAAUGAACUGAUCAACAUGCUGCUGGAGUUUAACCACAAUCAAAGGGAGGAGGGUGAAAAGAUCGAAGAAGAAAACUGCCCUAAGAGGAAAACAGAAGAAAGUGUCAACAGGGAAGAAGCCCAUUCCUUUUCUAGAAGCACCUUGCUACCUUCGGCCAGUGUUGGUUUGUCUUCCCCUUUGGUGAGGAGGAAGAAGAAGAAGGACCUGAUGCAAGCGAUGGAGGUAGAAGCCCAGGAACUGCUGUCAUAUUUCAACUACCGCAAUGUAGAUGCUUUGCUCAGACUGACGCGCAACACCUUGGAGAUGCUACGCAAGCGAAUCCAGACCUCCCCACUUGGCCACUUCAUCGGUGAAAACGAUUCACCCAGACGUGGGAGGUUUAACAGCCAGCAGGCCAUCUUUAAAGUCAAUGUGAUCCUCUCUAUCCCAAACAUUGCCAUCGUUCCAACUCUGGAGGAUGUACAGCAGGCAUUGAAUAGAGCGGUAGAAUAUGUGGUCAGUGUUAGCAAAGGAAUUGGCCAGUGGAACAAAGAAAGGAUAUCCAAGAGAAAAAUGAAUGAAAGAAGAAUAGCAGCUUUGAAGCCAGAAAGUUCUGAAAGUGAAUCUGAGGAUGGAACAACAACAUACCGCAGCCUUGCUGCGCAUGUGAGCCAAGCGAUUCCUUUGCAAGCCAGAAACUACUACAAGACUGUUUCUGAAAACAAAGAGAUUGUCAAACUGAUUUCUGUCCUUGGCACAUCAAUUGUCUCUAACAGAAAGGAGGUGAUGCAAGCAUUGGAUCGUUUCAGCAGUUACCAUCACAUUUGGAGAAAGGACCGUGGUGACACCAUGCAAAAGUUCCUUCAGGGUCAUCCAUUGCUGUCAGAGUUUGAGAGCCAGAUUCUCUACUAUCGAGACAUGCAACUGGAAAUAAAUUCAGAACCUGAGUGCAUCACUGUUGGGGCAUUGGCUCUAUUUACAGUGGGUUUGAAGAUGUCUCUAACUGCUGAAACCAAGAACUGGAUGGUGGAUUACGGGCUGUACUGCAACAGGAAAUAUCGUUCUGAGAUGGAUCAGAUCUUCACUUUCGUUGAUGAAGCAGGGAAAAAACUAAAUCGCCAGAUUAAAGAUCUGGAUGACAUUCGCAUUGCCAUGGCAGCAUUCAAGGAAAUCAGAGAAAGCCAAAUAGAUAUUGACUUUCAAGUUGGUCCCAUUGAGGAGUCUUACGCCAUGCUUCACAAGUAUGAGCUCUCGGUUGCCAAAGAAGAGGCAGAAAAAGUAGACACACUACGCUAUAUGUGGGAGAAGUUGCUGCUCCGGAGCACUGAGGUGCAAAAUGAACUGAUUGCUUUGCAGCCCAAAUUUCGAGGUGAACUUUUUACCAACAUGCAAGUAUUCGUGGAAGACUGUAAACAAUUUUACAUGGACUAUGACAAGGAUGGUCCAAUGGUGUUGGGGUUAGCACCUCAGGAUGCCAGUGAUAGACUUAUCAUGUACCAGAAUCGAUUUGAUAACCUGUUCAGAAAAUACAUCACCUACACAGGUGGUGAGGAGCUGUUUGGACUUCCUGUCACUCAGCAUCCUCAGCUCUUAGAAAUUAAAAAGCAGCUGUCGCUACUGCAAAAGUUGUACGGCCUUUACAACAAUGUCAUUGAAACUGUUAAUGGGUACAAUGACAUCCUUUGGGCUGACUUGCACAUUGAAAAAAUCAAUAAUGAUCUACUGGACUUUCAAACAAGAUGUCGAAAGCUACCUAAGGCUCUGAAGGAAUGGCAAGCCUUCCUGGAGCUCAAGAAAAUUAUAGAUGAAUUCAAUGAGUGCUGCCCCCUGUUGGAGCUCAUGGCCAACAAAGCCAUGAUGAUGCGGCACUGGAAGAGAAUUACCGAGGUGACAGGACAUACAUUUGAAGUUGAGACUGAGACUUUCAAACUACGUAGUAUUAUGGAGGCUCCUCUACUCAAGUACAAAGAGGAGAUUGAGGAUAUUUGCAUCAGUGCAGUGAAAGAGAGGGACAUUGAGCAGAAGCUGAAGCAAGUUAUUGUUGAGUGGGACAAUAAAACAUUUACAUUUGCCAACUUUAAAACCCGUGGGGAGCUCUUACUGAGAGGAGACAGCACAUCAGAGAUCAUUGCCAGUAUGGAAGACAGCCUAAUGGUUUUAGGAUCUCUUAUGAGCAACAGGUACAACACACCAUUUAAAGCUCAGAUACAAAAAUGGGUUCUGAAUCUGUCCAACACCACAGACAUCAUAGAAAACUGGAUGACUGUCCAGAAUCUAUGGAUCUAUCUCGAGGCUGUGUUUGUGGGGGGAGACAUCGCCAAACAGCUUCCUAAGGAAGCAAAGCGUUUUUCUAAUAUUGACAAAUCAUGGGUUAAGAUCAUGACACGGGCCCACGAUAUGCCCAAUGUGAUCCAGUCAUGUGUCGGAGAUGAGACCAUGGGACAGCUACUUCCUCACCUAAUGGAACAGCUUGAGAUCUGCCAGAAAUCUUUGACAGGAUAUUUGGAAAAGAAACGUCUGCUAUUUCCUCGAUUCUUCUUCGUCUCCGACCCUGCCCUGCUUGAGAUCCUGGGUCAAGCUUCAGACUCCCAUACCAUCCAAGCCCACCUUCUUAAUGUCUUUGAUAACAUUAAAACUGUCAGAUUCCAUGACAAGGUAUAUGACCGCAUCCUGUCUGUAUCAUCUCGCGAGGGGGAAACUAUGGAACUGGAUCGACCAGUCACAGCAGAAGGAAAUGUUGAGGUUUGGCUCAAUGCCCUCCUUAACGAAUCCCAAAGGUCUUUGCACAUGAUCAUCCGGCAGGCUAUCCUGGCCAUUCAGGAACCUGGUUUUCAGCUAAUUGACUUUCUCAAUGCUUUUCCAGCUCAAGUGGGCUUACUGGGCAUCCAGAUGAUAUGGACAAGAGAUUCUGAGGACGCUCUCACAAACGCUCGAUAUGAUCGUCGUAUUAUGGCUAAAACCAAUCAAUUAUUUUUAGAUCUGCUCAAUACUCUGAUCGACAUGACCACAAGAGACUUGAGUGCCAUUGAUCGGACCAAAUAUGAGACGCUGAUCACUAUCCAUGUUCAUCAAAGGGACAUAUUUGACGACCUUUGCCGACUGCAUGUCAAAAACCCUGGAGACUUUGAAUGGCUGAAGCAGUGUCGUUUCUACUUUAAUGAGGACUCUGACAAAAUGAUCAUCAGCAUCACAGACGUAGGCUUUGUCUACCAGAAUGAAUUUUUGGGCUGCACUGAAAGGCUUGUCAUUACGCCAUUGACUGACAGGUGCUACAUCACCCUUGCCCAAGCUCUCUAUAUGAAUAUGGGUGGGGCACCUGCAGGGCCUGCAGGAACAGGCAAAACAGAAACCAUUAAAGAUAUGGGGCGAUGUCUGGGGAAGUAUGUGGUGGUUUUCAACUGUUCUGACCAGAUGGACUUCAGAGGUCUAGGAAGAAUAUUCAAGGGUCUCGCUCAGUCUGGUUCGUGGGGAUGUUUUGAUGAAUUCAACCGCAUUGACCUUCCCGUCCUAUCGGUGGCAGCCCAGCAGAUUUCAAUAGUGCUUACAUGCAAAAAAGAACGCCGCAAAAAUUUUGUCUUUACCGAUGGAGAAAAUGUCGAGAUGAAUCCAGAAUUUGGUAUCUUUUUAACAAUGAACCCAGGUUAUGCAGGGCGACAAGAACUCCCAGAGAACCUUAAGAUAAACUUUCGGUCUGUGGCCAUGAUGGUUCCUGACCGUCAAAUUAUCAUCAGAGUGAAGCUAGCCAGCUGUGGCUUCAUAGACAAUAUGGAGCUGGCUCGGAAAUUUUUUACUCUCUACAAGCUCUGUGAAGAGCAGCUCUCCAAGCAGGUUCACUAUGACUUUGGCUUGAGGAACAUCCUUUCCGUGUUGCGGACUCUGGGAGCAGCCAAACGAGCCAAUCCCAGUGACACGGAGUCUACCAUUGUUAUGAGGGUCCUCAGAGAUAUGAAUCUUUCAAAGCUGAUCGAUGAAGAUGAGCCACUCUUCCUCAGCUUGAUUGAAGACCUCUUUCCGGGCAUACAGCUUGAUAAAGUCGGGUACCCUGAACUUGAGGCAGCCAUUGACAAACAGGUUGAAGGUGCAGGUCUUAUCUGUCAUCCACCCUGGAAACUGAAGAUCAUCCAGCUCUUUGAGACUCAGAGGGUCCGUCACGGCAUGAUGGCCCUGGGUCCCAGUGGUGCAGGGAAGACAACUUGUAUCCAUACACUGAUGAAGGCGAUGACAGAGUGCGGUCAGCCUCACAGAGAGAUGCGCAUGAACCCCAAAGCCAUCACUGCGCCUCAGAUGUUUGGUCGACUUGAUGUGGCUACAAAUGACUGGACCGAUGGCAUCUUCUCAACACUUUGGAGGAAAACACUGAAGGCGAAGAAAGGAGAACACAUAUGGAUUGUCCUGGAUGGGCCAGUUGAUGCAAUCUGGAUAGAGAAUCUUAACUCGGUUUUGGAUGACAACAGAACUCUUACAUUGGCAAAUGGAGACCGUAUACCCAUGGCACUCAACUGUAAAGUGGUGUUUGAGCCACAUAACAUCGACAAUGCUUCUCCAGCUACUGUAUCACGCAACGGCAUGGUGUUCAUGAGCUCUUCUGUGCUCAGCUGGAGCCCUAUAUUAGAGGGGUGGUUGAAAAAACGGUGCCCCCAGGAGGUACAGAUUCUGAGGGGCCUCUUCUCGUCAUCUUUCACCAAACUAUACCGCUUCUGUGUACAGUCACUUGAGUUUAAAAUAGACCUGCUUGAGGCUUUUGUCAUCAUGCAAUGCAUCAACAUGCUGCAAGGACUCAUACCAACAAAGGAACAGUAUGUCGACUUAUCUCAAGAGCACUUGGAGCGACUGUAUGUAUUUGCCUUGAUGUGGAGCACAGGAGCUGUCCUUGAGUUGGAUAACCGCAAGAAAAUGGAGAUGUGGCUAAGAGGACAUGACAGUAUCCAUCUAAACUUGCCUGAUAUCCCUCCUGACUGUGAAGACACCAUGUUCGACUAUUAUGUCACAUCAGACGGUCAGUGGGUCCACUGGUGCACACAAGUGGAGGAAUAUGUUUAUCCAUCAGAAAUAACCCCAGAGUACAGUUCCAUCUUGGUUCCCAAUGUUGACAAUGUUCGAACUGACUUCCUGAUACAGACCAUUGCCAGGCAGGGCAAGGCAGUUUUGCUUAUUGGAGAGCAAGGUACAGCCAAGACGGUCAUGAUGAAGGGCUAUAUGUCUAAGCUCCAUUCCGAGACACACAUGGGGAAGAGUCUUAAUUUUUCCUCUGCCACUACACCACUCAUAUUCCAGCGAACUAUUGAGAGUUAUGUAGAUAAGAGGAUGGGGAGCACUUAUGGACCCCCUGCUGGGAAAAAGAUGUCAGUCUUCAUCGAUGAUGUCAACAUGCCUGUCAUCAAUGAGUGGGGUGAUCAGGUGACAAAUGAAAUUGUUCGUCAGCUAAUGGACCAGAAUGGCUUUUUCAACCUGGAAAAACCAGGAGAAUUCACUGGAAUCAUUGACGUCCAGUUCCUUGCAGCUAUGAUACAUCCCGGAGGAGGGCGUAAUGACAUCCCACAAAGACUCAAAAGACAGUUUUCCAUCUUUAACUGUACACUUCCCUCCAAUUCCUCCAUUGACAAGAUAUUUGGUGUGAUUGGUGAAGGCUACUUCUGUGCUCGUCGCAGUUUUUCUGAUGAUGUUCAAAGCACAGUGUCCUCUCUGGUGUCCAUGACUCGUCAUCUUUGGCAGCUAACUAAGAUUAAGAUGCUUCCAACUCCUGCCAAGUUCCAUUACAUUUUCAACCUUCGGGAUCUCUCAAGGGUCUGGCAAGGCAUGCUUAAUACAACGGCAGAGGUGGUUAAUUCCACCCAGGUGCUGUUGGCAUUAUGGAAGCAUGAAUGCAAACGUGUGAUAGCUGACAGAUUUAUUAUGCCUGAAGAAGUGGAGUGGUUUGACCUAGCUUUGGCAAAACUGGUAGGGGACACGCUUGGCGAGAAGCACAAAAGCAUUGUGGACCUCGGUGUGGAUAAAUAUUUUGUUGACUUUCUGCGUGACACACCUGAAGCAACAGGAGAGGAGCCUGAAGAUUCUGAUAUGGAUUUACCCAAAGUGUACGAGACAAUUGAGACAUUUGAGAGCUUAAAGAACAGACUGAACAUGUUCCUCGAUCUUUACAAUGAGAGUGUUAGGGGUGCUGCCAUGGACAUGGUCUUCUUUCAGGAUGCAAUGAUACAUUUGGUCAAGAUAUCAAGAAUAAUCCGGACACCCGGCGGUAAUGCCUUAUUGGUUGGUGUUGGAGGUUCAGGAAAACAGAGCUUGACCAGACUGGCCUCAUUCAUCGCUGGAUACAAGAUUUUCCAGAUCACUCUUACACGCUCCUACAAUACGACCAACUUGAUGGAUGACCUGAAAGGUUUAUACAGGACUGCAGGACUGCUUGGAAAAGGCAUCAGCUUCCUCUUCACUGACAACGAAAUCAAAGAGGAAUCCUUCCUUGAAUACAUGAACAAUGUUUUGUCAUCUGGAGAGGUGUCAAACCUGUUUGCUCGAGAUGAAAUAGACGAGAUCCUAAGUGAUCUAGUCCCGAUCAUGAAGCGAGAGUUUCCAAAACGGCCACCAACCAAUGAAAAUCUGUAUGAGUACUUCAUGGCACGAGUUCGACACAACCUUCAUGUCAUACUGUGCUUUUCACCUGUUGGGGAAAAGUUCCGCAACAGGGCUCUAAAAUUCCCGGCACUCAUAUCUGGUUGCACAAUGGACUGGUUCCGACGCUGGCCUAAAGAUGCUCUUGUUGCAGUAUCGGAGCACUUUGUGUGUGGAUUUGAUAUUGACUGCUCACAACAAGUCAAGCGUGAGGUAGUUCAAUGCAUGGGAUCUUUCCAGGAUGGCGUGGCUGAGAAGUGUGUGGAUUACUUCCAGAGAUACCGUCGCUCAACCCACGUUACACCAAAGUCCUACCUAUCCUUCAUACAGGGCUACAAGAACAUCUAUGAGGAAAAGAGAGCUGAGGUCAAGAAUCUGGCCAACAGGAUGAACACAGGCCUUAAGAAGUUGAAAGAAGCAUCAGAGUCAGUAGCAGGACUCAGCAAAGAGCUAGAGGUAAAAGAGAAAGAGCUUCAGGUGGCCAAUGAAAAGGCAGAUAUGGUGCUGAAAGAGGUGACAGUCAAAGCCCAGGCAGCAGAGCGUGUAAAAGUGGAGGUUCAGAAAGUCAAGGACAAGGCUGAGGCCAUUUUAGAACUGAUCUCAGCUGACAAGGCCAUUGCUGAGCAGAAACUUAAAGCUGCCAAACCUGCAUUGGAGGAAGCAGAGGCAGCACUGCAGACAAUCAAGCCAUCUGACAUUGCAACAGUACGCACUUUAGGGCGUCCCCCACAUCUCAUCAUGAGGAUUAUGGACUGCGUGCUGCUGCUCUUCCAAAGGAGGGUAAACCCUGUGAAGCUUGACCAUGAGAAAAACUGCAACACUCCAUCAUGGCAGGAGUCUCUCAAACUCAUGACGGCUGGAAAUUUUUUAGGCAGCCUACAGCAAUUCCCCAAAGACACCAUUAAUGAAGAGAUGGUGGAGCUCCUGCAACCCUAUUUUGACAUGCCCGACUACAACAUUGAAACAGCCAAGAGAGUAUGUGGCAACGUGGCCGGGCUUGCAUCAUGGACCAAAGCCAUGGCUUCUUUCUUUUCCAUCAACAAGGAAGUCUUGCCCUUAAAGGCUAACUUGGCAGUGCAAGAGAAUCGUCUGACCAUCGCUCACAUGGAUUUUCAGAAAGCUCAGGCAGAGCUGGACGCCAAGCAGGCAGAACUGGAUGUGGUACAGUGCGAGUAUGAAAAGGCCAUGAUGGAGAAACAGACACUGUUGGAGGAUGCUGAGCGUUGCAGGUACAAGAUGCAGACUGCCUCCAGUCUGAUCAGUGGCUUGGCUGGCGAGAAGGAGAGAUGGACAGAGCAGAGUAAAGAAUUUGCUGCUCAGACCAAGCGUCUCGUCGGUGACAUACUCCUCGCCACAGCGUUCUUGUCUUACUCCGGUCCUUUUAACCAGGAGUUCCGUAACCUCCUACUCAUUGAUUGGCAAAAUGAACUGAAGCAGCGUCAAAUCCCGUUUGACAGCAAUCUCAAUCUGACCGACCUGCUUAUUGAUGCACCAACUGUCAGUGAGUGGAAUCUACAGGGGCUCCCUAAUGAUGACCUCUCGAUACAGAAUGGCAUCAUUGUCACAAAAGCUGCACGUUUUCCUCUUCUUGUUGACCCUCAAACACAAGGAAAAAUUUGGAUUAAGAACAAAGAAGCGAAGAAUGAGCUGCAGAUCACCUCAUUGAACCAUAAAUACUUCAAGAACCACCUAGAAGACAGUUUGUCUCUUGGUCGCCCCCUCUUAAUUGAGGACAUCGGAGAGGAGUUGGACCCUGCCCUCGAUAACAUCCUUGAGAAAAAUUUCAUCAAGACUGGAUCCACUUACAAGGUAAAAAUUGGGGACAAAGAGGUGGAUGUCAUGAAGGGGUUCAGGCUCUAUAUGACUACCAAGCUGCCUAACCCAGCAUACACCCCUGAGAUCAGUGCCCGCACCUCCAUCAUUGACUUCACUGUAACAAUGCGAGGACUGGAAGACCAGCUUCUGGGCAGAGUCAUCCUCAAAGAAAAACAGGAACUGGAGAAGGAACGGACAGAUCUUUUAGAAGAUGUUACAUUGAACAAACGGAAGAUGAAGGAGCUUGAAGACAACCUCCUGUGUCGACUGACCAGCACACAGGGCUCACUAGUGGAUGAUGAAAGUCUGAUUGCUGUUCUUGCCAACACCAAGUGCACAGCUGAAGAGGUCAAUCAAAAACUUCAGAUUGCAGCUGACACAGAGGUUCAAAUCAAUGCUGCCAGGGAGGAGUAUCGACCUGUGGCGACCAGGGGAAGUAUCUUGUAUUUCCUAAUCACAGAAAUGAGCAUGGUGAAUGUGAUGUAUCAGACUUCCCUGAGGCAGUUCCUGGGACUUUUUGACCUUUCUCUGGUUAGGUCCUUCAAAAGUCCAAUCACCAGCAAGCGUAUCAUCAACAUUAUAGAGUUCAUGACCUUCGAGGUGUACAAGUACGCAGUGCGUGGCUUGUACGAGAAGCACAAGUUUCUUUUUACUCUUCUCUUGACUUUGAAGAUCGACAUGCAAUGUAGCAAGGUCAAGCAUGAGGAGUUUCUCACACUAAUUAAAGGAGGUGCAUCCCUGGACUUAAAAGCAUGCCCUCCAAAACCAGCAAAAUGGAUACUUGACAUGACCUGGCUCAACCUUGUGGCACUCAGCACACUGUGGGAGUUUUCGGAUGUAUUGGAUCAGAUUGGUCGCAAUGAAAAGCAGUGGAAGCUGUGGUUUGAUAAAGAAGCACCAGAAGAGGAAAAGCUCCCAAAUUCCUACGAUCAGGCACUAGACUGUUUUAGGCGCCUGCUUCUUAUUCGCAGCUGGUGUCCUGACCGAACUAUCGCACAGGCCCGUAAAUACAUAAUGGAUGCAAUGGGAGAGAAAUAUACUGAAGGGGCAGUUCUAGACUUGGAAAAGACUUGGGAGGAAUCAGACUCUCGAACGCCUCUGAUCUGUUUCCUGUCGAUGGGUUCCGACCCAACAGACUCCAUCAUUGCUUUGGGAAAACGACUGAAGAUAGAGACGCGAUACGUCUCCAUGGGACAAGGACAAGAGGUCCAUGCCCGUAAACUUCUGCAGCAGAACAUGGCUAAUGGUGGCUGGGCUUUACUCCAGAACUGCCACCUGGGUCUGGACUUCAUGAAUGAGCUCAUGGACAUAGUGACAGAGACAGACUUUGUCCAUGAUAGUUUCCGCUUGUGGAUGACCACUGAAGUCCACAGACACUUCCCUAUCACCCUUCUUCAAAUGUCCAUUAAGUUCACAAAUGAGCCACCACAGGGCUUGAGAGCGGGGCUUAAAAGGACCUACGGAGGCAUUAACCAGGACCUUUUGGAUGUCAGCAACAUGGCCCAGUGGAAGCCAAUGUUGUAUGGGGUUGCAUUUCUCCAUAGCACUGUGCAGGAAAGAAGAAAGUACGGCCCUCUGGGGUGGAAUAUUCCCUAUGAGUUUAACCAGGCAGACUUUAAUGCCACUGUCCAAUUUGUUCAGAACCACCUAGAUGACAUGGAUGUCAAAAAGGGUGUGUCAUGGAGUACAGUGCGAUACAUGAUUGGAGAAAUUCAGUAUGGCGGUCGUGUGACGGACGACUAUGACAAGCGCCUUCUCAACACUUUUGCCAAAGUUUGGUUCAGUGAGGAAAUGUUUGGACCUGCAUUUAACUUCUUUAAAGGUUAUAGCAUCCCAAAAUGUUCUAGUGUGGACCAGUAUCUUACAUAUAUCCAGGGUCUCCCAGCUUACGACACACCAGAGGUGUUUGGUCUGCACCCGAAUGCAGACAUCACCUACCAAAGUAAAUUGGCAAAAGAUGUGUUAGACACAAUUCUCAGUAUUCAGCCUAAAGAUAGCUCAUCAGGAGGAGGGGAGACCAGAGAGGCUGUGGUGUCCAGGCUGGCUGACGACAUGCUGAAGAAACUGCCCGCAGACUAUGUACCUUUUGAAGUGAAAGAACACCUUCAGAAGAUGGGUCCUUUCCAACCAAUGAACAUCUUCCUGCGUCAAGAAAUAGACCGCAUGCAGAGGAUCAUAGUUCUGGUCCGGAACACCCUGACUGAUCUUAAACUGGCGAUUGAUGGUACCAUCAUCAUGAGUGAGAACCUGCGAGAUGCCUUGGACUGCAUGUAUGAUGCCCGCAUUCCUGAACGCUGGAGGAAGGAAUCGUGGGCCUCCAGCACUCUGGGGUUCUGGUUUACUGAGUUACUUGAGCGUAACCGGCAGUUUCAGGCUUGGAUCUUCGAGGGGCGACCAAACUGCUUCUGGAUGACUGGCUUCUUCAACCCGCAGGGCUUUCUGACAGCCAUGAGACAGGAAAUCACCCGGGCCAAUAAAGGCUGGGCGUUGGACCGUAUGGUGCUUUGUAACGAAGUGACCAAGUGGAUGAAAGAUGACAUCAUGCAGCCCCCAGCCGAGGGUGUGUAUGUCUAUGGCCUCCAUCUGGAGGGUGCUGGCUGGGAUCGUCGCAACUGCAAACUCAUUGAUUCCAAACCCAAAGUCCUUUUUGAGAUGAUGCCCGUAAUCCGGAUGUAUGCAGAGAAUAAUGGAACGAAGGACGGCCGCCUUUAUUCCUGUCCAAUCUACAAAAAGCCAGUUAGGACGGACUUGAACUACAUUGCAGCGGUUGACCUUAAGACCUCCCUUGCUCCAGAACACUGGAUCCUGCGGGGUGUGGCACUCCUCUGUGAUGUCAAAUGA